Cotesia glomerata is the source of this 2043-nucleotide messenger RNA. RefSeq names its product tektin-3-like. Bases 94 to 1590 code for a protein of 498 amino acids. Gene Ontology annotation, biological process: cilium movement involved in cell motility; cilium assembly. Lineage: Eukaryota; Metazoa; Arthropoda; Insecta; Hymenoptera; Braconidae. Gene Ontology annotation, cellular component: microtubule cytoskeleton; nucleus. The record is from RefSeq and is a predicted model, not a curated record. The transcript is spliced from 9 exons.
UUAAAAAAUUGACAGCUGUCAGCUAACUUCAGUAUUACUAUUUUUUUUUAUAAAGAUUUACUAAAUUUUUGAAAAUUUAUUGAAUUUGUGAAUAUGGAGCAAACUGUCAUGUAUUCGCAUCUUCAACCAUGGAGAACAAUUAAAAGUUUUGGAGAAAAAAAUUCUCAAGUUCCAAAAAUUGGAGAAAUUUAUAAAACUCCUAAAUCUCAUCCAUGGAGACCGACAUUAGGAUAUGAAAAUGUUCAAAUUAUGUCUUUACCAUCACAAUCAAUUACAAAUCAAUUAGUAGACCCUUGUUACACACCAAUCAAUAUGGCAACCGAGCCAUUAAAAUUUCCAAACCUUGUUACUGGUUUUGAAAGAAAUCCAUCUCACGCUGCAAGAGCUGCUUUGUACACUAGAUACACUCCCGAUGAAUGGAACCAAAAAGAAGUCCGUCUUGCCAAUGAAGUUAUUGCUAAUUGUCAUUAUGCUGAUAAGCUUAAGAAUACUACUUUACAGUUAAUAAAAGAAGCUGAAGAAAGAGUUGAAGAAGGCCAAAGAGAUUCUUCUCGGAUGUUAGGCCAAAGAGUGAAAGAAAUUGAGUUUUGGGAACGAGAAUUAGCCAAUGAACUGGAUAGAAUAAUUAUAGGAAAUAACAAAAUGCAAGAAUGUAUGAGAACUCUUCAAAGGGCUAUUCAGGAUGUUGAAAUUCCUUUGAGUAUUACUCAAGAGUGCUUGUAUCACCGAGAGUCUAGAAGAGGCACUGAGCUAAUUCAUGAUGAGCCAGAAAAAGCAUUAUUGAAUGAAGUAGAAACAAUUAGAAAUUGCCGUAAAAAAUUGGAAGUUUUUACAGACAAAUGCAAAGAACAAUUAGCAAAUGGCCGAGCAAUACAAAAUGAAAUUGAGAAGGAUAUUGACAACAAAAAAUUAGCACUGGGUAUCGAUUCAAUGUGUCAUCAAUUAAAUAAUUACAGCAGAGGGCUGCAAUAUUACGGCGGUAUUGAAGACUACGAUCCAGCUAACAUUGAUGGUAAGUCUUGGUCAGAAGCGUCAGACGCUUCGAUAAAAAAAUCCCAACUUAUUCGCGCUCAAUCUAGCCAACUUAUAAACGAAAUAGACAAUGUGAUAAAUGAAGUCGCUCAAGAGUCCUGGAAAGCUUGGGAUUAUACGAACAAUGCUUUUGCAAGACGGAUUCAUGAAAUUUUAGAAGCUAAAAGCAAACUUUUAGUUCAUUUAAAUAAUGUUCAAAAUGAAAUUUUUUUGGUAGAAAAAAAUAUUGAGCAGAUAAAAAAAGCCGUGGAAGACAAAGCGAUGACUAUGAAAGUAGCGCACACGCGAUUAGAAGCAAGAAUUCAUAGACCUCAUGCAGAAUUAUGCAGAGAUGCAGCACAGCUGAGAAUUGUCGAGGAAAUAGAGACAAUUAGGUCAAUGAUUGACAGCUUGCAUAAAAGAUUGCUAGAGUGCGAAGCUCAGCAGAACCAGCUGUUGAGAUCUAGGUCCGAGCUAGAAAAUGAUCUGAAGGCUAAAAUGGAUGCGCUGUUUAUUGACCGCGAAAAAUGCAUGAGUUUACGAAGAAGCUAUCCAAUUGUUAACACAAUCAAGUAUUAAGAUAAUUUGUCAAGAGUAUGAAGAGAAAAACACGAUACACAUCACUGAACUAAAUCAAUAGUGAAGAAAGACUGUCAUAUUUUAAUGAUACGAUUGGCAUCAACCAACUAAACACAACUUGAGUAUCAAGUAUUGUGUAUCAAUAUAAUAAUCACUUGUACAUAAAAUAAUUAUAAUUAUAACAAAAUAAAAAUAAUCGAUGUAGAUUAUUUAUUGAUGAUAUAUUUAAAAUUUUCCAAACUCAUCAUCAUCAUCCACCCCACUUGAAUUAUAGCACAGUUGUUAUCAACUUGGACUUUCUACUUGCUGGUACACAAUAUGCGGAUUCAACAGUGCAGACAUUGGCACUAAGCCCAUCGUCUUGGUAUUAACUUACGGUCAUUGACACAUACCGUUACUUUUCACAUUAUUAAAAAUUAUUUAUUAACUAACUUUUUAUUAAUUUUUUGUCCU